AUGGCCGCUCGGUCUAAGCCGUAGACAGCGGCUCGGAGUCCCCUUCUUUUUUGUCUGACAGCGCCAACUCUAAAGAGGGCUCCUCUGCGGGGGCCCGAAAGAGGGCCCAGAGGGGCUUCUAGACGGUACUGAAAGAUAGCUAACUGAAGCUUUUCUGUGAAGAUGGCAAACCUUUUGAGUGAUAGUCUUCUUACUUAUGUAGAAGAGGAAAACAUUCCUGGCCUAAAAGCAUUUCUAGAAAAAUGCAAGGAUGUGGAUGAGAGAAAUGAGUGUGGCCAGACUCCAUUGAUGGUAGCGGCUGAAAAUGGCAAUCUUGAGAUAGUAAAAGAACUACUUAAGAAUGGAGCUAAUUGCAAUCUGGAAGAUGUGGAUAACUGGACAGCUCUUAUAUCAGCAGCAAAAGAAGGUCACCUAGCCAUUGUGAAGGAGCUGCUUAAAUGCAAUGUUAAUUUGGAACAUAAAGAUAUGGGAGGAUGGACAGCUCUUAUGUGGGCAUGUUAUAAAGGCCAUACAGAAGUAGUAGACUUGCUCCUUUCAAAAGGCGCCAAUCCAAAUGUCACUGGACUGCAAUAUAAUGUUUAUCCAAUCAUUUGGGCUGCUGGGCGAGGCCAUGCAGAUAUUGUAUAUCUGUUACUGAAAAAUGGAGCUAAAGUCAAUUGCACUGAUAAGUAUGGAACUACCCCCUUAGUCUGGGCUGCACGAAAAGGUCAUUUGGAAUGUGUAAAGCAUUUAUUGCAUAUGGGAGCAGAUGUUGAUCAAGAAGGAGCUAAUUCAAUGACUGCCCUUAUUGUGGCAGUAAAGGGUGGCUACACGCAAUCAGUAAAGGAAAUUUUGAAAAGGAACCCAAAUGUGAAUUUAACAGAUAAAGAUGGAAAUACAGCUUUGAUGAUUGCGUCAAAAGAGGGACACAUUGAAAUUGUGCAGGAUUUACUUGAUGCUGGAACAUAUGUGAAUAUUCCUGAUAGGAGUGGGGAUACUGUGCUAAUUGGUGCUGUCAGAGGUAGUCAUGUUGAAAUUGUUCGAGCUCUCCUACAGAAAUAUGCUGACAUAGAUAUUAGAGGACAUGAUAAUAAAACUGCUUUAUAUUGGGCUGUAGAGAAAGGCAAUGCAGCAAUGGUGAGAGAUAUCCUGCAGUGCAAUCCAGAUACUGAAAUAUGCUCAAAGGAUGGUGAAACACCACUUAUAAAAGCCACGAAGAUGAGAAAUAUUGAAGUGGUUGAACUUCUGCUAGAUAAAGGAGCUAAGGUGUCUGCUGUAGAUAAGAAAGGAGAUACUCCUCUUCAUAUUGCCAUUCGUGGCAGAAGCCGGAAACUAGCAGAACUUCUUUUAAGAAAUCCAAAAGAUGGACGACUGCUUUAUAGGCCAAACAAAGCAGGAGAGACACCAUACAACAUUGACUGUAGCCAUCAGAAAAGCAUUUUAACUCAAAUAUUUGGAGCCAGACACUUGUCUCCUACUGAUGCUGAUGGAGACAUGCUUGGUUAUGACUUGUACAGCAGUGCUCUGGCUGAUAUUCUUAGUGAGCCAACAAUGCAACCCCCCAUUUGUGUGGGAUUGUAUGCCCAGUGGGGAAGUGGGAAAUCUUUUUUGCUCAAGAAAUUAGAAGAUGAGAUGAAGACUUUUGCAGGACAACAAAUUGAACCUCUUUUCCAGUUCUCAUGGCUUAUAGUAUUUCUUACACUGUUACUUUGUGGAGGGUUGGGUUUGUUACUUGCCUUUACUGUGGACCUGAAACUUGGAAUAGCAGUGGCUUUAAGCCUCUUGGCACUCCUAUAUAUUUUCUUUAUUGUAAUUUACUUUGGUGGCCGAAGGGAAGGAGAAAGUUGGAAUUGGGCCUGGGUGGUAAGCACUAGGUUGGCAAGACAUAUUGGCUACUUGGAACUCCUCCUCAAACUGAUGUUUGUGAACCCCCCUGAAUUACCAGAACAAACUACAAAAGCUUUACCAGUCAGAUUUUUAUUUACAGAUUACAAUAGACUUUCCAGUGUGGGUGGAGAAACUUCAUUGGCUGAGAUGAUUGCAACUCUUUCUGAUGCUUGUGAAAGGGAAUUUGGUUUCUUAGCCACAAGACUUUUUCGAGUAUUCAAGACUGAAGAUACGCAGGGAAAAAAAAAGUGGAAGAAAACGUGCUGCCUCCCAUCUUUUGUUAUCUUCAUUUUCAUCUUGGGAUGUAUUAUUGCUGGAAUCACUCUCCUUGCUAUAUUUAGAGUUGACCAAAAACAUAUGACAGUGAAUGCUAUUCUUAUAUCAAUUGCAUCUAUUGUUGGUUUGGCCUUCAUCUUAAACUGUCGUACUUGGUGGAAAGUACUAGACUCUAUCCUAAAUUCUCAGCGUAAACGUCUUCAUAAAGCUGCCACCAAAUUGCACAAGUUGAAAAGUGAAGGUUUCAUGAAGGUUCUGAAAUGUGAAGUGGAAUUGAUGGCUAGAAUGGCAAAAACUAUUGAUAGCUUCACUCAGAAUCAGACAAGAUUAGUGGUCAUCAUUGAUGGGCUGGAUGCUUGUGAGCAAGACAAAGUCCUACAGAUGCUGGACACAGUUCGAAUUCUGUUUUCAAAAGGUCCAUUCAUUGCUAUUUUUGCAAGUGACCCACACAUAAUUAUAAAGGCAAUUAACCAGAACCUCAAUAGUGUACUUCGUGAUUCAAAUAUAAACGGUCAUGACUACAUGCGCAAUAUAGUUCAUUUGCCGGUUUUCCUUAAUAGUCGUGGAUUAAGCAGUGCAAGAAAAUUUCUCGUAACUGCCACUACAAAUGGAGAAGUUGUAUGUUCUGAUAACACAGGAUUACAUGAAGAUGCUGACAGAAGAGUUUCCCAGAACAGCCUUGGGGAAAUGACCAAACUUGGCAGCAAGACAGCCCUCAACAGACGGGAUACUUAUCGAAGAAGACAGAUGCAGCGGUCCAUUACGCGUCAGAUGUCUUUUGAUCUUACAAAGUUAUUGGUGACAGAAGACUGGUUCAGUGAUAUCAGUCCUCAGAUUAUGCGAAGACUGCUUAAUAUUGUUUCUGUUACAGGACGAUUAUUGAGAGCCAAUCAAAUUAGUUUCAACUGGGAUAGGCUUGCUAGCUGGAUCAACAUUACGGAACAGUGGCCAUACCGAACUUCAUGGCUCAUACUGUAUUUGGAGGAAACCGAAGGUGUUCCAGAUCAAAUGACAUUAAAAACCAUCUAUGAAAGAAUAUCAAAGAAUAUCCCAACAACCAAAGAUGUUGAACCGUUGCUUGAAAUCGAUGGUGACAUAAGGAACUUUGAAGUGUUUUUGUCUUCACGAACACCAGUUCUUGUGACUCGAGAUGUAAAAACUUUUUUGCCAUGUACUGUAAAUCUGGAUCCUAAACUUCGAGAAAUUAUUGCAGAUGUUCGUGCUGCAAGAGAACAGAUUGGAGGACUUCAAUAUUCUGCUAUGCAACUACAAGAUGUGAAUCCUCGGGCCCCAUCUGCAUUUAGUCUACCUGCAACUCUGAGUUCUUCAGCUUCCUAUAAUGGACCUUUUCCUGGUAAUAUGCUAUCACCACAGCCUCCUAGCAGCUAUUACAGUGGCCUAACAGGACCUCAGCAUCCCUUCUAUAAUCGGCCAUUCUUUGUCCCAUAUGUUUACCCGCCAAGGUAUUACCCUGGCAGUUUUCAACAUCUCAUCCCACGUCCAUCUAUAAAAACGAAUUUUUCCAGAGAUCAGAACAGUGGCCUAGAAGUUAUCAAGGAGGAUGCUGCUGAAGGGCUUUCUUCACCCACAGACUCCUCAAUGGGAACAGCGUCAGGACAGACAGUGACAUUGAACUCAAUGAAUGUGGAUUCUGUGUGUGAGAAACUGAAACAAAUAGAGGGUUUGGACCAGAGCAUGAUACCUCAGUACUGUGCAACAAUAAAAAAGGCAAAUAUUAAUGGCCGUGUACUGGCUCAAUGUAACAUUGAAGAAUUGAAGAAAGAAAUGAAUAUGCAUUUUGGGGACUGGCAUCUUUUCAGAAGUAUGGUACUUGAUAUGAGAAAUGCAGAAAAUCAACCAAUUGCUGAAGAGUCACAUGUAAUGACUGAUCAUGCCGAUAUCUCAGUCCCUCAUGGCGAAUCUCUUCGUCGCUCAUUACAUAAUGAAUUGCCACAUACAGAACUUUCUAGUCAGGCUCCCUAUACAUUGAACUUUAGUUUUGAAGAACUGAACACUAUUGGUCUUGAUGAAGCUCCUCCACGCCACAGUAAUUUAAGUUGGCAGGAAGAAAAUGACAUCCAAGGUAAUGGCUUCUGAAAAGGAGAAUUCAAUCUGAAAUAAGGUAUGUGGAAGUCAAACUACUGUAUCCAAAUUUUCAAAGUCCUUUCCUUUAAAAAAAAAAAAAAAAAAAAGGUAGGUUUUAGGAGCGUUUGAAGAUAAUUUUUUGUAAUUGAUUAGUUAUAUGUCCUGUACUUGAUAAGUUAAAUGUCAAUUCAACAGUCUCACUAGAGACAGGGAAGAAAUACCAAAAUAAGUGUCAUAAGUUGACUCCUACAUCAUAAAGUUGUGGAAAUCACUUAGGAUAUAUGCGAAUAUAAACAGUGUAAAAUACUUAUGUCAGUUAUAUUACAUCAGUGGGAUAAAACAAUGACAAAUUAUCAGGCUUGAAAUGACGAAUUUUGAAAGACAUCUCAGAAAUUAUAUGUUUAAUUUAUUACCAUAUGCAUAAAGCAUUUUGAAGGAAAAGUAAAACUUCAUCUCUAAACCAGUCUACAGGACAAGCAUACUAUAUACUAUAACCAGCUAAAAUCAGAUCAUGAUAUCCAUAAAGUCCAUCUUUUAACCAUGCAAAACUAAUUGAUAGUCCUCAGUUCAGUAUAGAAAGUUUGUAAAAUAUACAUAUAUAUAUGUGUGUGUGUGUGUGUGUGUGUGUGUGUGUAUAUAUACACGUAUAUAUAUAAUGGAUAUUGUAUUUCUUCUCAGUAGUUGAGAGAGCUAAGAAGAGAAUUUAGAAUUGGGGGGAAAAAAAAGAAAAGUCUAAGCCUGCAUAGUGAAAAACCUUGGAUUAGAACCCAAUCUUUUCAAUUCCAAGGAGAUUACUCUGUAUGUUUGACCAUACUGGACUUAAGCUUUAUAUUAAAAUAUGAUUAUUGAAUAAAAAUAAUGAAAAAAUGAUGAAAAAGAAAAUAUGCAUAAUAGUAAAAUACAGCUGUUACUGUAAUAGUAACUAUUUAAGUAUGUAUCUUUAAAAUGCCAAUUAAUGUAUAUUAAACUGUGCUACAGAAUUAUGUUGUAGAUAAAAUUUAUAAUAGAAUCAUUCUGGUACUUGACUAAGAUGUUUUUCAGAUAUUGUCUGUCCAAAGUAGACUUGAUUUCUAACUAAUUACAUGAUAGAGCAAAUAGUGUGGUUCCAUGGUAGGAUUAUUUUGAGAGGAUAACAGUUAACAGAAAUAUUGGCAAAGGAUAAAUCAACCUACAAAGUUAUUACCAAAAAAACUUGUUGAAUAAUUCUUUAAAAUAUGGUAACCUUUCUGAUUUAGUUGUAAUUGGAAAGAUCAGUUGAAUUUUAAGCUAAAAAUCUUGAGUUAUGAUUAGAUUAUCUUCAAGUAAUUUUAUCAAACUUCUUACAAAUAUUAAAGUGUAAUUCUGUUGUCUUCUGAAAUUAAUAGAAAUAAAAAGCUCACUUGCAAUUAGCAUAAUUUGCUGAAGUCCUUAACACUUUAAGCAGGUUACAUACUUUCUCAGUCUCUUGUUUAAAUAUGUGACAUCACCCUAGACAAAUAAUUGCACUUUCUGAAUUAUUGGAGCUUGAAUUAGUUAUAAUGUAAAUUAGACUAUGUUCUCAAAACUACAUAAAGUAAAGAGCGAUUGAGAAUUGUGAAGAACAAGGAAGGAUACUGUUAGUAAACAGAAAGGUGAUGGUAAUCAUUUUGUAACUGAUAUUUUAUUUAUACCUGUCACUUCUAUUUGCUAUCAAGGCAAAGUGGAUUCCAUCUUUCUUACUAUCCUACCUACUAGCAAAGCAAUACUGCUUUCUCUCCUUAUUGACAAAUAACUUUUCCUAAUAGUUGAUUCCCCUCUCUAGAAAUAAAUGGGAAAAGAAAAGGUUGCUUUGCCAGUGAAUAUUCUUGCUAUUCAAUGGAUUUGAGAAGAAAGACAAAUCACACUAUUUUCUUUGUGUAUGUGUGUGUGUGUGUGUGUGUGUGUGUGUGUGUUUUGUAGCUAUAGCUGGAAUUUAAUAGUUAAAUGUUUUUAAAUAGCAUAAAGUUUUGAGAGAAGCACAAAUGUAUGACUGCAUGUAUGCAAUAUAGGUAUAAACCAACAUUUCAUAUUUUUCAUAUUUCAUGCCACAUUUUUAAUAAGAAAAAAAUACAUUUUUUCCCUAAUCUUUACCUUUCUGAUCCCUGUUUAGAGCUAAGUAUUUUUCUCUUUAGAUCUUCAGAAUGUGCACUUUUAUUCCAACUAAAUUUUAUGUGCUUCAGUUUUUAUAGUUACUUAUUUUCUUUCAUUCAAUUUUUCAAUUUAGUUUUUUUUCUUUUCACAUAUACUCCUUUUCCUUCUCCCCAAUUUGGAAAGAUCUUAAGGGAGGCAGCUCUAAUUAAACAACUGCUUUGCAACAAUUUUGGGGGGAAAAAAACCUGAAUCUUUUGGAGAAAACUUGAUGGGGAAUGCGCCAGUUAUCUUUAAAUAUUUGAAGAAUAAUCAUUUGGUGGACAGAUUGGACUGGGUCUCUUCAAGAUCCUAGAGAAGAGAAUUGGGAUGAGUGUGCGGCAAUUUCAGAGGAAGAGAUUUUGUUUCAGUAUAGUAAAAGAGAAAAAAAAGGCAUAAUACAUAAUGACUAUGUUAGCCUUGGGUCAGGAGGAUCUUAGUUCAAAUCCUUUUUCUGAAAUAUACUAGCUGAAUGACCAUUAGCAAAUCAUUUAGUCAUUUAAUUUGAAACCAUUGUUACUGUCAAGUUGCUGAAUAAAACUACUGGAGGGAAUUUCCAUGCUGGGAAUUCCUCACACUAAUGAAAUCUCAGGCCAGAACCUAAUUAACUAAAUUAGUAAGGGAAACUACUUUAACAAUUAAUUUCAUCUUUAAAAAAACUGAUGAGGUGGAGACCACCUAGUAAGGGCAACCAAAAGAGUCUCUAUGCCAUACCUUAGCAUUUAAGAACCAUAGGGAUGUUAAGAAAAACUUUAAAGAGGAAAUAAAAGCCAUCUUUAAAUAUUUGAAGGACUGGUUUGCAGUGAGUGAUAUUUAUUCUGCUUGAAUUUUAAGUUAAUCUUGAGUCAUGCUCAGAUUAUCUUCAAGUGAUUUUAUCAAACUUCUUACAAAUAUUAAAGUGUAAUCUUGUCUUCUGAAAUUGAUAGGAAAAAAACCUCACUUGUAAUUAGCAUAAUUUGCUGAAGUCCUUAAUAUUUUAAUCAGGUUAGAUACUUUCUCCUCAGUCUCUUGGUAGUAUUAUAAAUCUGAUGUACUUACAUCACCCUAGAUAAAUAAUGGCAAAUGUAGGAAAAAUUAAUCAAAAUUUUAUUGGUGUGAAAAGACAAAUUUAGGUUUGAGUAAUAAAAGCCACCAAAAAUAAUUUGUCUAUGAAGAAAAGACUGGCACAAGCAAGUAAUUAAGUUUCCAAAAAUGGAAUGGAUUGUCACUAAAAGUAUGGUGGACUUUCCUUAGAGAUUGUGAAGCAAAGAUAGAUAAUUAUUUGUCAUAUAUAUCAUAGAAGGAAUUCUUGUUGAAGUGGGUAAAUGGUCUGGAUUCUCUUCCAAUCAGGUGAAUUUAUGAGAAUAGAAGACUUCUUUAUGAAGUAAUGAAUUCCUCAUAACUAAAAACGUUCAAGAAGAGGCUUGGUUGAUCACUUCUUAGGAUAAUUAUAGAGGGCAUUUGUAAUCAAGCACAGGUUUGCCUUAGAACUCAAGAUCCUCUUCUGUUUAUGCUUUUAUUCCUGAUGUAGCAUAGCUUACAAGUGUAAGAACAAGAAAAAUUUGUAAUCAGGUACUCUUCAAUUCUUUAUCAUAGAGAUUUCAGAAAACAUUCCUAAACUAGCAUAAAUCAUCUACCAUUUUGUUAUCCAAAUUCUUUUUUCCCAUUAGUAUGCAUUAUUGAGAAUUGAUUCCUGUCAAAAUUUCAAGUAAUGAUCAAUUUUUCUCCUAGAGGGAUUUGACUUACUUAUAAUUUACUUCUUUAGAGUUUAUUUAGAAGUUAACAUAGUUUUAUGAGCUUUUGAAUGUCUGUUCUUGUUGCCAUUAUUCCACCACAGCUGAUCUUUUUUUUUUUUUUUUUUUUAAAGCUUUGUUACUUGCUUUUUCCAUUCUGCUUCCAGCAAGGCAGAUUAAUUGGAGUGUAGUAAGAAACGCUCCCAGAAUACGCCCUUUCCUAGUAUAUUGGUAAAACAACAGAGAUUGGGGAGAGAGAGGCCCAAUCCCUCCUUGCUGAGGGGUAGGAGGAACCUUCCAUACUUUCGGCUGCCAUCAGUCUCAUUCUCUCCUCUUUAGUCACCUCCUCCACAACUUCUUGACCAACUGUAUUGCUGCCUUUCCUUAUAUUAUACUUCUGGGACUAUGAACCAUGAUCAUGAACCAUUGAUCCUCUAAGUUUGUGUCAUUUUGCUCUUCUUUCUCUUCAUCUCUGUAACUCAGUGGAACAAAGUUGUCCUCCCUUACUACUAUAACCCAGUAUGUAUUGUUUUCUUCAUUAGAAGAGGAUCAGGACUAUCUUUGCUUUUGUACUUGUGUAUCUGCAGAAUUUAGCACAGUACUUGACACAUAGUAAGCACUUAAUAAGCUUUUUAGAUUUGUUUUUUUACCUUCCGAGCUCAAAAAAAAAAAAAAAAAAAGGUGAGGUUUUAUUAUGGAUUUUUGCUUUAUAGUCAAGUUUGUUGGAAUCCACCUAUACUGAGGUUUCUAGUUCUUAUGAAUUGUUUCAUGCUAAUGCUUGUCAAUAUACAUUUCUCCGCCACCCCCCCCAACUUCAUCUUGUUGAUUCAAAUUCAACUUGUUAAUUUUGAUUCUAUAACUUUUGCUGUGUCUUGUAUUUUCUUUGUAGGAUUUUUAUUUUAUGUUCAUUGUGGUUUGAAUUGAACCAUUUCUCUCAUUUGUCAAAAUAUCUUUGAAUUCUAGUCACACUUUGCUUUAUCAGUUCUGAGAUUAUGAAAAUUUCUUUACAAAAGCCUUCACAUUCUGAUAAAAUUUAUUUCAGAGGUAAAAUAUUUUGACUUUUGCAGCAGGUAAUUUUGAAAUGAAAUCAGAAGGGCUAUUAUUGCUUGAAAGUGAAUGGAUUUUUUUGUUUUUAUUCUGGAUUUCUUUUAUACGCUCCAUAUUUUUAUUAUCCUGUGAACUAAGUUGGUAUGCUAAAGCAUGUGCAAAAUAUCAGGAUAUUUAAUUUUAUUCUUUUUCUUACUCUUAUCAAUGAACUCAUAAGUCCACUGCCUUCCCCUGACCUUAAUGCUGUUUUAUUUACUAAGUAAUUUGUUUCUUUCUACAUCUAACCUUAUCAGUGUUUUUUAAUGUAUUUUCUUUUUUUAAUUAAAUUUUUUUCAAUGAAAAUUUGCCUUCUAUCCCUACUUCUUCAGUGUUACUCUUCUUCCUCUGCCAAUAAAGGAAAACCUCCCAACACUUUAGUAGAAACACACAGAGUCAAGCAAAAUUAAAAUUCUACAGUGACUAUAUUAAAAAAAAAAGUUUCAUUCUGUUCUUUGAGUUUAUCACCUCUCCAUCAGGAUGUGUGUAGUUUAUUUCAACAUAAGUCUUUUGGAACUAUGGUUGGUCAUUGUGCUGAUUGGUCCCUAACUCUUUCAUAGUUGUUUGCCUUUACAGUAUUGUUAUCAUUGUAUGUAAAAUACCAUUUAUUACUUAACCCUGGGCAGUCACUUCAUUUGUGAUACUCUAACAUUACUCCUCGGUAUUUUUAUAUUACCAGUCUCUCCUAAUUCCCAGGGCUUCAGAGAAUCCUCUGGCCACUGACCUUUGCAGUGUCAACUAUCUUUAACCUGACUCACCUCCUCUGAGGCCUUCAGAGGUCUCUGGCUGUGAUUUCUUGAAUCAUAGUUUAAUAACAGAUAGCAAGCUCAAGAACAGCCAUGUGCAAACUUAAAGUCUUUAUCAUACUUGUAUACUAUGUAUUUUGAUUACACUCACUUUGAUAUUGGUUCAAGACUAAUUCAAAACUAUUUCUAGUUUUCCCAAAUUUCUCUGAAACCAUCCCCUUCUUCACGUCUUAUAGCAUUUUAGUAUUCAAUCACAUUCACAAUACCAUACUUUGUAUAGCCAUUCCCCAAUCAACAGCAUCUCCUCAGUUUUCAAAUCUUUUAUUAUAAUUUUAACAUUAUUUUUUCAAAAAUUGAGCUCCAGAUUCUUUUAUUCAUUGAAAAUAUAAACAAUAUGGUACCCAUUAUUCAUAUGAAGUCAUGCAAAACAUUUCAAUGUUAGUCACAUUGCUCCCCAAUUCCCCUCCCCCCAUUAAUAUAAACUGAAAAAAAUAUACUUACGUCUUCACUUAGAACUUAUCAGUUCUCUUUGGAGGUGGAUAACAAUUUGUCAUGAGUGAGUCCUUUGGAAUUGUCUUGGAUCAUUGUAUUGAUCAAAGUAGCUAAAUCUUUCAUAGUUGAGCACUACUACAAUGUUGCUAUCAAUGUGUACAAUAUACCACUACAAUGUGUACGAUAUAGUCCUGGUUCUGCUCACUUUACUUUGCUUCAGCUCAUAUAAGUCUUCACAGCUUUUUUUGAAACCUUGCCAAUCAUCAUUUCUUAUAGUGUUUUAUAGCAUAUUGUAUUCCAUCACAAUCAUAUAUCACAAUUUGUUUAGCCAUUCCCCAACUGAUGAUUCUCUUAAUUUCCAAUUCUUUGCCAGCCCAAAAGUAGCUGCCAUAAACUUUUUGGUAUAUCUUUAGAAUUUGUUUUACUUAGGACUAAUAUUGCCCUUAAUCUAUUCCUCCUCCUAUUCCUCCCACCUCUUUCCUUCUCCCCUUCCCCUCCUUUUUUCCUCUAUUGAUUGAAAUAUAUUCCUGGUCUCAACUCUUAUGUGGAUGAAGUUCAGAUGUCAUUUGCUUUCCCCAUUCUUCCUCCUUGUAUAGGACACCCAUAUGCACUCUAAUUAUACAAGAUAAUUUUUCCCUUCUCUUUUCUUCCCUUCCCUUUCCGUUCCUCUUUAAAGAUCAUCAAAACAUAGAACUAUUCCUAAUCCCUCUUUUUACUUUCUACCAUAAUCCCUGAUUAUAUCCUUAUAUUGUUAUGUAAAUAAUUUAUCCUUUUGUGGUUUCUUAUUAUUAACUUACUGACAUUUACCUUAAUUUUUUUUUUUUUUACUCCUGUGUUUGCGUCUCGGAAUUUCUAUAUAAUUCUGGUCUUUUCAUCAGAAAUACUUAAAGGUCUCUCCUCCCCCCAAUAGGACUAUAAUAUAACUCACUUUUUCUGGAUGAGUUAUUCUUUGUUGUGAAUCUAUAUAUUUUGCCUUUCAGAUUAUUAUAUUCAAAGCUCUUUGCUUCUUUAUAGUGAUGGCUCCUAAAUCAUAUGUGAUCACAGCUGUAGGUCCUUGGUACUUGAAUUCUUUCUGUACAUCAGCUUGAAUAUGAGCUGGAUUUUGAUUGUGACAUUCCUGGGAGAUAUAAUUUUGGGAAUUCAGCAGGUUAGUAGUGAUUAUGAGUUUUUGGAAUACGAUGCCUGGGCUCUGUUUCUGGUCAUGUAUUUCAGAUAAAAAAUGAUCAUUCAACUCUCUUUCCUUUAUCUCUUUUCCAUGUUAAUUGUUUUUGCUAUGGAACAUUUUUUUUUAUAUUUUCAAACUUUUUACUUUGUUUUAGUAUUUCUUUUUACUUUGUGGAUUCAUUAUCUUAUACCUAAUCUUUUGUCGUUUUUCAGGAAAUUUGUUGCUAGGGUAGUAUUUUAUAUCUCUUUUGCCAACCUGCUUAUUUCUAUUUUUUUAUUCCAUGUCUCAUUCCUUUUACAUUUUUUUCUUCUAGAUUUCUCAUUUAUUUAUUUUGUUGAGGCAAUUGGGGAUAAGUAACUUGCCCAGGGUCACACAGUUAAGAAGUAUUAUGUGUCUUACAUCAGAUUUGAACUCAAAUCCUCCUGAUUUCAGAGCUGGUGUUCUAUCUACUGUGACAUCUAGUUGCCCCCUCAUUUGAUUUAUGAAAACAUUUAUAAUAUUCUUACUUCAUCUCUUCCAAGAUGUCUAGUUGGUUUUGUGCUUAAGCUGUGUUUUUCUUUGAGGCUUUAAUUAUAGGUGUUUUGGAAUCAUUUUCUUCUUUCAAGUCUUGUGUCCUUUUUACUAAAACAGCCUUUUAUGAUGGGAUUCUUUUUUACUUUUCUCAUCAUUCUAGCCUACUUUCUGAGUUAGGACUUGCUACUGGAGCCAGGUUCUGUGCUCAUCAUACCUCUAGAGCAGGAAACUGCUGCUGGGCUUACAUACUGUUAGCCAGCUAGAAAGCUCUAUUGUUUCCAAAUCACAGAAUUGCAGGCUUCUCUUUGGUCUGAGAUUCCUAACCUCAUUAUUUUACUGAAGGCUUGGCUGACCUGGUUAUUGAACUGAGUCCCAUUUUCCUCUUGAAUUCAGCCACUUAGCUGCUGUUUGCUCCCUGCUAAGUGCGAACCCUAGGCAUUCUUCUAUUCCCUAGUACCCUUAAAUGCAAGUCCCCUCUUCAAUCCAUCCUGGAUCUGUGACCUUUACCUGAGUAGCGACAGCUUCUAGAGUGACCCACACGAGAUCAGACUUCUUUGUGCCUUUGUGCUCUUUUUGCCAGAGUAUGCAGCUUCUCCCUGCCCUGAACUGUUCUGGUAGUUCCUGACUAAGUCCCAUUUCCAGGAUACUCAGACUUCUGUAUCUCUUUUUGCCAGCCUUGGCAUGAGAAAAUGAUUCACUGUGGUUUUUUUUAAGCUUCCCAAUGAAGAUUCAGUCUGGCACAUUUUUUUUUUUUUGAUCUUUAUAGUGGUGGCAUUCACCUUUUUAAGUUUUCUUUAUUUUUUGUCAUAACUUCUGAAGGCAGGCAGGCAGACAACAAAACAUUUAAGCACUUGCCUUGCACUGUACUAAAUACAGGCAAAAGAAAGAUAGCUCUUCCCCUGAAAAAAGCAUACACCCUAAUGGGAAAAGAAUGCACAAAAAAGGGUAAAAAGCUGAAGUUCAAAGAGGAGAGAAAGCACAGAAGUGAAAUCUAAGGACGCAGGAGCACAACUUAAAUGAGAAUGAAGAAUGGCCAGGUUGAGCCCAUUCUCAUAAUACAGACUUCUCCUGGUAGAGAAAAGGAUGUUUCAAGGUGAUAAGGCCCAAACCUGAGUUCUGAUGACAGAGUCCAGGGACUUUGAAUCACAGUGAGGAGGGGAAUAUGUAUGUAGGAACAAUAAGUAACCUUCAUUUCAUUUCAUUAAUUAGCAUAUUCAUAUUAGUGCUUUUAUAUACUCAUGAUGACAUCAACAUGGAUAUUUCCACUAGGAGCCCACCCAUGCUUUUUCAUCCUAUGCAAACCUUGUUUAUUUCCUCCUCCAAAUCCUUUACAGUGUCUAUCCAGAGUGGUGGGAACCUACAUGAAUGAAAACAUUUUCUAAGUGUUUAAUAUAUGCUGUGCUGUGUGAUGAGAAUACAAAUAAAAAAGCACGAAGGUAUCUGCUCUCAAGAAGCUUGCAUUCUAAUAUGGAAAGAUAGUGUGGAUUGGAAGCUUCAGCUACAAGUCAGAUGGAAAAGUUCACUGGUAUUUAGGUGUAACAGCUAAGCAGAGGGUGAUGCAGCUUCCUUAAUAUUUCAUUCGUCCCUGGAGCCAUUCGACAAUGCCAAAGACUUGGGUGGAAUGACCCCCCUACACACUGUUCUUGGGAAAACAGAAACCAUCCAGGUUGCAUCUCCGCAUGAGAUAACUUUCUGUUGUGAUGAUUGAGGGGGGUCACAGAGACCGUGUUCUGGAGGCACUGCAUUUCCAAAAUUAUUGGGCUUAAAGUCAGGCUUUUAGGGAUUGUGGUAGUGACUUGCCUUGCUGGGCCCUGCUGCCUCUGAUCUCUCAGAGUGCUUUGUUGCUCCAGCGAGGCUGCCUUGCCUAUCCAUAGGCAACUGUUGUCGGGAAUGCUUGGCUUCUGCUCCAGAGAUUGCUUCCCUUAGGAUGGCUGCAUGAGGUGGGCUGGAAGUCAGUCCUUAUUGGAGGGUGGGGAGUGGCAGACCAGACUGGGCUGCUUUCUUUCCUCAGGCCCUUAGUCAGUGGUUUCUGGUAAGCCCCUUCUUCCCAAGAGUUCUCCUCAAUGCUAGCCAUACGUCUAGUCUACAUCUAAAUGGAUACAGAAGGCAGUCCAGUGGUCAUGUGCAUGGUGUGGACAUAAACUUAUCAGUUGCCCUCAAUUUCUUUAUAUGACUCACUUCCUUUUCAGUUGUACAUCCUCCCUAAUGGAAUCUUUUAUGCCACUUGUCCUGUACAGUGGGGGGUUUAGGUAUUUUUUAUUUUGCUCUAUUACAGUUUACUUAUGCCCACCACAUGAUUCUCCAUUGCCCUUUGGCUGAACUGUAAGUUUUAAUUCUUCAGACAAGGUGGCAUUUCAUGACUUACAGCCAUGCAGCAUAGGAAUAAUAUUGAUAUUUGUAAGUUGGGCUUUUAUUUCAAAGGAAACAGAAAAGAAAGUAAAUUCCAGUGACUCCUUGUUGUUUCUUGUAUCAAAUAUAAACUUUUCCAUUUGACAUUUAAAGCUCUUCACAACCUGGCCCUUCCCUACCUUUCUAGUCUUCUCACAUUUUGCAUUCCAUCUGUACAGGCCGACUUGGUUCUCUACAUCAGGACAUUCCGGUCUCCGUCCCUUUGCAUUUCCUGUCCCUGAUGCUUGGAGUGUACUUCUUCCUCACCUCUGCCUUUUGGAAUCUCUGAUUUCCUUCAAGACUAAGCUCCAGUACCAUCUUUUUUUCAUGAAGGCUUUUCAGGUCUCUCUAGCUUCUCAGAGACCCCUCCUGAAACUCUUCUGAAUAUUUUCUGUAUAUAUUUAUAUAUGUUAUCCCCCUUAUUUGAAUAUUAGUAGGGGCUAUUUCAUUUUGUCUGCUUAUCAAAGACAAAAGUGAAAUAGAGGCAGUUUGGUGGCACUGGGUCUGGAUUUUAGAAGACUGAAGUUCAAAUGAGGCUUCAGACAUUUAUUAACUGUGAACCUGAGCAAGUUGUUUAACCUCUGUUAGUCUUGAUUUCCUCAUCUGCAAAACGGGGAUAAUUAUAGCACGUACCUUCAAGGGUUGUUGCAAAGAUCAAAUAAGAUAAUAAAAUGCUUAUAGGUAGUAAGCACUAUAUAAUGUCAGCAAUUAGUAGUAGUAUCAUGAAUGCUGAUCAGAGUGCUUUGUACAUAGUAAACAUUAAAAUAUUUGUAGAUUGACAAAGGCAUUAAAAAGACUGUACAGCUUCUCAAAUAUAAUCCUAAAAAUUAUCAUUUUCUUACCAA
Antechinus flavipes (yellow-footed antechinus) is the source of this 15295-nucleotide messenger RNA. It is a transcript of the gene KIDINS220, whose product is annotated as kinase D interacting substrate 220. The record is from RefSeq and is a predicted model, not a curated record. The transcript is spliced from 30 exons. Bases 163 to 4239 code for a protein of 1358 amino acids. Lineage: Eukaryota; Metazoa; Chordata; Mammalia; Dasyuromorphia; Dasyuridae. Gene Ontology annotation, molecular function: protein binding.